CUUUAUUUAUAAAAUCGAAUCAGGUUCUUCAAGCAGCUUUUGGCGUAUAUCGGCCUACAUCAGAUGGCCUUGUCUCUUUUUCGUUUCAUUUCUGCACUUGGAAGAACACAGGUUGUAGCAAGUGCUCUUGGUACAUUUUCGUUGCUACUAGUUUUUGUACUCGGUGGAUUUAUAGUUGCAAAAGAUGACAUUCAGCCAUGGAUGAUAUGGGGUUAUUACAUCUCCCCCAUGAUGUAUGCACAAAACGCCAUUGCGAUCAAUGAGUUUUUAGAUGAUAGAUGGAGCAGACCAAACCCAGAUACACGAAUUAAUGAACCAACUGUAGGAAAGGUUCUUCUCAGGGCUAGAGGAAUGUUCACAUCUGAGUAUAUGUUUUGGGUUUGCAUUGUUGCGCUUUUCGGGUUUUCACUUCUCUUUACUCUCUUCUUUGUGUUAGCUCUAACAUACCUAAACCCUCUCGGAGAUUCAAAGACAGUUGUCCCGACAGAAGAUGAGCACAAUCAGAAGCACCCACAAACAGAAACAGAAACAGAAAUGACAACAAGUAGCAGCAAAAAGAAAGGAAUGGUGCUUCCAUUUAAGCCAUUAUCACUUGCAUUUGAUCAUGUCAAUUACUAUGUGGACAUGCCAGCUGAAAUGAAAGCGCAAGGAAUUGAAGAUGAUCGUUUACAACUGCUAGAAGAUGUCAGCGGUGCAUUCAGGCCAGGAGUCCUGACAGCACUGGUUGGUGUAAGUGGGGCCGGAAAGACCACAUUGAUGGACGUCCUAGCUGGAAGAAAGACCGGUGGGUACAUCGAUGGAAACAUCAGCAUCUCCGGUUUCCUUAAAAAGCAAGAAACUUUUGCACGUGUGAGCGGAUACUGUGAACAAAACGACAUCCAUUCUCCACAUGUCACUGUUUAUGAGUCACUUGUGUACUCUGCCUGGUUGCGUCUUUCUCCAGACGUAACCUCACAAACAUGCCUUAUGUUUGUGGAGGAAGUCAUGGAUUUGGUAGAAUUGAGCCCAUUAAGGAAUGCAUUAGUGGGCCUUCCAGGAGUAGAUGGGCUUUCGACUGAACAGAGAAAGAGACUUACAAUAGCUGUAGAACUAGUUGCCAAUCCAUCAAUUAUCUUCAUGGAUGAGCCCACAUCGGGACUUGACGCAAGAGCCGCUGCUAUUAUCAUGCGUACAGUCAGAAACACGGUAGAUACGGGAAGAACCGUUGUUUGCACAAUUCACCAACCUAGUAUCGACAUAUUUGAAGCUUUUGAUGAGUUAUUGUUGAUGAAAAGAGGUGGAAAGGUUACUUACACUGGACCUCUAGGACGCCAUUCUCACCUGCUAAUAGAGUAUUUUGAAUCUAUUCCAGGGGUUAACAAAAUAAAAGAUGGUCAAAAUCCGGCCACAUGGAUGCUCGAUGUUACUUCUGCAACAAUCGAAGCCCAACUUGGUGUUGAUUUUGCAGAGAUCUAUGCCAACUCAGAUAUGUAUAAGAGGAACCAAGAGCUAAUUACCGAGCUAAGUAAACCAACACUAAGCUCCCAGGAUCUUCACUUCCCGACAAAGUACUCGCGGUCCAUUUGGACACAAUGCUUAGCUUGCUUAUGGAAACAACACUGGUCUUACUGGAGGCAUCCACAGUAUAAUGUUGUAAGGUUAUUCAUGACAACAGUGGUCGGCGUUCUCUUUGGAGUGAUUUUCUGGAAGAAAGGCCAAAAAACGGGUCAACAACAAGAUGUAAUGAAUCUUAUGGGGGCUAUGUAUGCUGCAGUCAUGUUUCUUGGUGGAACAAACACUUCAGCCGUGCAGACCGUUGUGUCUGUAGAAAGAACGGUCUUCUACAGGGAGAAAGCAGCAGGGAUGUAUUCUGCAAUCCCUUAUGCAUUUGCUCAGGUGACCAUUGAGGUGGUGUAUGUAGGCAUCCAAACGUUAAUUUAUAGUCUUUUGAUUUACUCAAUGAUCGGGUUCCAUUGGUCUGCUGCCAAUUUCUUUUGGUUCUACUUCUACAUAUUCACGUGCUUUGCUUAUUUCACGUUAUACGGGAUGAUGCUUGUAGCUCUCACACCAAACUAUGAGAUUGCAGCCGUUACAAUGACGUUUUUCCUUAAUUUCUGGAACUUGUUCUCUGGUUUCAUGAUUCCCAGAACGCAAAUCCCAAUAUGGUGGAGGUGGUAUUAUUGGGGUUCACCUGUGGCGUGGACUGUAUACGGCCUCAUAACAUCUCAACUGGGUCAAAACGAAGGACUAGUGGAGAUUCCAGGCCAAAAUUCUGUGACAGUGAAGGAAUUCAUUAAAGAUUUCCUCGGGUACGAGUAUGACUUUCUCGGAUAUGUUUGUUUGGCUCACAUUGGUUGGGUCGUUCUCUUCGGCAUCGCCUUUGCAUAUGGCAUCAAGUUUCUAAACUUCCAAAGAAGAUAGACAAAUUCUAAACACUGUAUAUGAAUAUUAAAACUUCCAGAAACAUAUAUUCUUUAGUCAUCAUUUUCUUUGCAAAA
Molecule: messenger RNA, 2477 nt
Organism: Helianthus annuus (common sunflower)
Lineage: Eukaryota; Viridiplantae; Streptophyta; Magnoliopsida; Asterales; Asteraceae
Product: pleiotropic drug resistance protein 2
Exons: 14
Coding region: 64-2400 (778 amino acids)
Cellular component (GO): membrane
Molecular function (GO): ATP binding; ATP hydrolysis activity; ABC-type transporter activity
Source: RefSeq, a predicted model, not a curated record